AUGUAUUUGAUAUCCAAAUCAAGAUGGCAUUACUUCUUAUUAAGGAGCUUCACUGCUCAAAAGUUCAGGCAAUUGUCGUGCCUUCCUAACUCAAAUUUGUCAUCCGCUUCUCGGCUGCAAGAGCUAUGCACGAUUGUUUCGAGGACCAUUGGUGGUCUCGAUGAUUUGGAGUCAAGUCUGAGUGAUUUCAGAGGCUCUUUGACGUCGUCGCUUGUGACCCAAGUCAUCGAUUCUUGCAAAACCGAAGCGCCCACUCGGAGAUUGCUCAGGUUCUUCUUGUGGUCCCACAAGAACUUGAAGUGUGAUUUGGAGGACAAGGAUUAUAACCACGCGAUACGGGUGUUUGCAGGGAAGAAGGAUCACACUGCACUAGAGAUAUUGGUUUCGGAUCUUAAGAAGGGGGGCCGGGCGUUGGAGAGCCAGACAUAUGCUAUUGUAGCCGAGACGUUAGUUAAGUUGGGGAGAGAAGAUGAGGCAUUGGGUAUUUUCAAGAACUCGGACAAGUACAAAUGCCCGCAAAAUAGUUUCACAGUCACGGCCGUUGUCAACGCUCUUUGUGCCCAAGGACACGCGAAGAGAGCUGAAGGGGUUGUUGGGCACCACAAGGAUAGGAUUUCCGGUAUGGAGCGUUGCAUUUAUAGGAGUCUUCUUUAUGGGUGGUCCGAGCAGGAGAAUGUGAAGGAAGCACGGAGAAUUAUCAAAGAGAUGAAGUCAGCUGGGAUAAAUCCGGAUUUGUUCUGCUACAACACAUUUCUCAGGUGUCUGUGUGAAAGAAACCUUAAACGCAAUCCUUCAGGUCUUGUGCCUGAGGCUUUGAAUGUGAUGAUGGAAAUGAGGUCCUACAUGAUCACACCGAACUCGAUCAGUUACAAUAUAUUGCUAUCUUGUCUGGGAAGGGCAAGAAGAGUUAAGGAAGCUUGUCAAAUUCUCGAGAGAAUGAAGCAAGCGGGUUGUUCUCCAGAUUGGAUGAGUUAUUAUCUAGUUAUAAGAGUUUUGUAUUUGACCAUGAGGUUUGGCAAAGGAAAUAAGCUAGUGGAUGAGAUGAUAGGAGAAGGGUUGGUCCCAAAUUGUAAGUUCUACUAUGAUUUGAUUGGUGUUCUUUGUGGAGUUGAGAGACCAUAUUAUGCUCUUGAGUUAUUUGAGCAUAUGAAGAAAAGAUCAUUGGGUGGUUAUGGACCAGUUUACGAUGUGCUCAUACCAAAGCUUUGUAGAGGAGGGGACUUUGAAAAGGGUAGAGAGCUUUGGAUUGAGGCCAUGAAUAUGGGCGUUGAUUUUUGCUGCUCGAGCGAUGUUUUAGACCCAUCAAUCACCAAGGUUUUCAAGCCAACUAGGAAAGAGGAAGAGAAAAUAAGCCAGGAGGAAUCCACCUCAUCCGAAAAUAAAAACAAGAAGAAGAUCAAUAGCGGUACAAAGAAAGUAGGAUUCACCUAUGACAAAGACAAUAACAAGGAGAAGAAGAUUACUAUGAAUAAAAAGAAUGUGCGAAAAUCAUACAAGAAAAAGAACAAGAAGAAGCUGAUUGCUAGCAAGAAAAAGAAUAAGUCCGGUGCGGCUUAA
Molecule: messenger RNA, 1557 nt
Organism: Morus notabilis
Lineage: Eukaryota; Viridiplantae; Streptophyta; Magnoliopsida; Rosales; Moraceae
Product: pentatricopeptide repeat-containing protein At5g61370, mitochondrial
Exons: 1
Coding region: 1-1557 (518 amino acids)
Molecular function (GO): protein binding
Source: RefSeq, a predicted model, not a curated record